Neurospora tetrasperma FGSC 2508 is the source of this 1638-nucleotide messenger RNA. RefSeq lists its product as uncharacterized. Lineage: Eukaryota; Fungi; Ascomycota; Sordariomycetes; Sordariales; Sordariaceae. The record is from RefSeq and is a predicted model, not a curated record. The transcript is spliced from 5 exons. Gene Ontology annotation, molecular function: protein kinase activity; ATP binding. Gene Ontology annotation, cellular component: nucleus. Gene Ontology annotation, biological process: protein phosphorylation. Bases 1 to 1638 code for a protein of 545 amino acids.
AUGUCUACCACGGCCAGCACUCUGCCCCCCGCGCAGAAGAAGCCCAUCAACAACAUGGAAUCCCAAAAUGACGCCAACAACUCCCCUUUCUCCAAGCCUGCCAGUAAGCCGUCGACGGCCUCAAGCAUUGCAGUCUCCGAUACACCACAGGGAUACGAGUUUGAGCUAUGGCCCGCCUCCGCUAUCGAGGACCCCAACCAAUACCGCCGCGGCGGCCAUCACCCGAUCCUUCUCGGCGACCACCUCGGUCCUUCCACCAACCCCUCCCGCUUCCGCGUCUUUCACAAGCUCGGCUACGGCAGCUUCGGUACUAUCUGGCUAUAUCAGGAUAUAAACGAAAUACGCAACAACAAGAGGUGGAAGUGGCGGGUCGUCAAGGUCAUGUCGGCGAAGGCGUCGAACUUGAAGGGAGGCAACGCAAAUCUGAAGGUCAUGGAGAUGUUCGAGGGCAUUAAUAGGGACUUACUAAAGAUAAAAGGAGUAUCGAUCCCGAUGGAGACUGGGCCCGGAGACGACGGGGCUAGCCAAUCGGAGGAGCAACUGCUAGCAGUCCUUAGCGAGCCUGAGCGUGCUGCGGUAGUCAUAUGGGAUGAUGCACAGGAGCCGCAGCCUGUCACAGGCAACCCGAGCGUGCCUGAGUACCUGGUUGGCUGCGGCGACAUUGCAUACGGCUCUGGCUUGGUAUCGAUAAAGAUCGCCGUUGUUGAUUAUGGCGUCGCGUAUCCUUCUUCCGACCACCCGGAGCUGAUCGGAGUUAAGGCGGACAUCUGGUCGCUGGCCACCGCUAUAUUCGAGAUUCGCUUCGGCUUUCCGCCCUUCGGCACCAACAACCACGCCCCCAGCUCCAUUCCCAACAUGGAGGAGUCCAUGGGUCCUAUGCCGCCUCCUUUCCGAACUACAGUUCGAGAGUGGUACAAGCUUCCCGCCGAAACAGACAAGGAGCUACAGGGCAAGAGCAACUCAGAGCUGUCGUAUGUUACUGCCAACCCCGAGGAGCUGGAAAAGAACCGCAAGUUUCACUUGGAGGAGCGAGGCGCCAAAGACCCCAUAAUCUUCCGCAUCUUGUAUCCCCGCAGCACGAACAUUAGCCCCGCGCAGGCAGAGGACAUCGCCAAUCAGGCCAAGAGCAACCCGGCGCAACUGCCAUUGUGGACGCCAAUCCCACGAAACCCCGACAGACUCGCCUACUACACCCGAAAGGAUUAUCUCAAGCUCGUUCCUCCUAAGGAAGAGGUCGAACAGCCAAAGGACAGAGCGACCAUUGAGCAGAUCAUGGAGCACCCUUGGUUCGAGGGGCGCAAAGAGCGCAAAGUCACUGUCAUCAGACCGACCAUCACCACGUCAGAAUCCGGCAUUGUCGGUUCCAUUUCCACCAAGUUGGGACAAGUCAAGGCGAACAUCAACAGCUGGCUCAACAUUCUUUUCUGGGACAAAGAGAAGAAAAAAACAAUAGGUUCGAACAUCCUCUCGCGCUAUGUCUGGCAGCCCACUUCCAAGACCUUCGGCAAGAUCUCUAGGGUUCCUACUGCCAUCUUUUGGCUUCUCAUAAUUAUUCCGGCGGCGUGGGUUAUCAAGAGAAGGAUCGAUCGGGGUCGCAAUGUCUUCUCUCCCAGCAGUGUCAGAGGCCUUCGGCAUUGA